This is a messenger RNA of Dictyostelium purpureum, 3354 nucleotides long. RefSeq names its product RNA polymerase I, second largest subunit. Lineage: Eukaryota; Evosea; Eumycetozoa; Dictyosteliales; Dictyosteliaceae. Bases 1 to 3354 code for a protein of 1117 amino acids. Gene Ontology annotation, molecular function: ribonucleoside binding; DNA-directed RNA polymerase activity; DNA binding. The record is from RefSeq and is a predicted model, not a curated record. Gene Ontology annotation, biological process: DNA-templated transcription. Gene Ontology annotation, cellular component: nucleus; RNA polymerase I complex. The transcript is spliced from 3 exons.
AUGAGUGAAGAAUUAAAAUCAUUAAUUCAACCACAUAUUGAUUCAUUUGAUUUUUUUACAGAUCAUGGUAUUGAUUUGAUUUUAAAAUCAAAUGAACCAUUAUAUUUCGAACAUAAAGAAAGACAAUAUAAAAUUAAAUUCACUCAAUUAAAAUUAGGUAAACCAGUACAUAAUUUUAAAGAAAAGGAGGUUAGAUUUUAUCCAAAUGAAGCAAGAGAAGCAGGUGUAACAUACGAUGCACCAUUUAAAGGUGAAGUCAGUUUAUAUGAAGGUGUUGAUUCAGACGAACCAAUCCACAAAGUUGAUGUAGAUUUAGGUAGAAUGCCAAUUAUGGUAAAAUCUAGAUUUUGUCAUUUAAAUGGAUUAUCCUCAGAAGAGUUAAUCGAAAAAAGAGAAGAAGAAUUAGAACAAGGUGGUUAUUUUAUUGUUAAUGGUAAUGAAAAAGUAGUACGUAUGUUGGUUAUGACUAAAGCAAAUCACCCAGUAGCCCUCCACAGAAAAGCAUGGACUAAUCGUGGCCCAGGUUACACUAAAUUUGGUAUUACAAUUCGUUGUGUACGUCCAGAUCGUACUUCAAUUACAAAUAAUCUUCAUUAUAUCAGUGAUGGUCAAAUUACACUUCGUUUCCUCUAUCGUCGUCAAGAGUUCUUUUUACCAGCCACCUUACUUCUCAAAGCACUCAAAGAUACCACCGAAAGAGAAAUCUAUGAAAAUUUAGUUCAAGGAGAUAAUGAAAACACUUUUCUUACUGAUCGUGUCGAGUUAUCACUUCGUGAACAAAAAAUUAAUAAUAUCAAUACUCAAGAAGAAGUUUUAGAUUAUAUUGGUUCACGUUUCAGAGCUAGAAGUCAAUUACCAUCAUCAUUUUCAAAUACUCAAAUUGGUCAAUGGUUUAUUGAUAGCUAUGUUUUUGUACAUUUACCAAAUUAUAAAGAUAAAUAUAAUUUAUUAGUUUUAAUGAUUCAAAAAUUAUAUUCAAUGGUUGCAGGUAAAUCAGGUACAGAUAAUAUUGAUUCAGCUGCUUUUCAUGAAGUUUUACUUGCAGGUCAAAUUUUUGGCAGCAUUUUGGGUGAAAAAUUAACAGAGUAUUUAGAAUCAACUAGAUCAUUUACAUUAAAACAUUUUGAAGAUAAAAAGAAAGAAAAUGAUAAAUUAGAAAAUGUAUUUAAAAAGACAGUCGAAAAGAAUUUCAAAAUUGGUGAUAGAUUCAAUUACUUUUUAGCUACUGGUAAUUUAAGAUCAAAUUCAGGUUUAGAUUUACAACAAACUUCAGGUUUUGUUGUUAUUGCAGAUAAAUUAAACUUUUUAAGAUUUAUUUCACAUUUUAGAUCAAUUCACAGAGGUGCUUUCUUUGCAACUAUGAAAACUACAUCUAUUAGAAAGUUAAUGCCAGAAUCAUGGGGUUUCUUAUGCCCAGUACAUACACCAGAUGGUGCACCAUGUGGUUUAUUAAAUCAUCUUACUUCAGCAUGUUUAGUUACAGUUGAUCCAUUACAAGACCAAAAGGUAUUGAAAGCUAGACCAUUAAUCCCAUCAUUUUUAGCAACUCAUGGAAUGUUACCAAUCGAUAUGACUACAGUUUUUUCACAUCAAUAUCUUACAAUUACACUCGAUGGUUGUGUAAUUGGUAAAAUCGAACAAAAAGCAGGUGAAGAAUUAGUUACAAUGCUCCGUUAUCUUCGUUCAGUUGGUACCGAACCAGCUAUUCCAAAAACUAUCGAAAUUUCAUACUCACCACCAUCAUCAGUAGAAAACUCUCAAUAUCCAGGUAUUUCAUUAUUUACAAGUGGUGCUCGUUUCAUGAGACCUGUUAUUAAUUUAACUAGUGGUAAAGAAGAGUUAAUUGGUCCACAGGAACAAUUAUAUAUGGAAAUCGCUGUAGUUCCAAACGAAGUUAUUAAAGGUGUUACAACUCAUAUCGAAACCUCACCAACUGCAAUGUUUUCAUUAUUAGCCAAUCUUACUCCAUUCUCAGAUUACAAUCAAUCACCAAGAAAUAUGUAUCAAUGUCAAAUGGCCAAACAAACUAUGGGUACUCCAUUACACUCAUACCCAUUCCGUACCGAUAAUAAGCUUUACAAGAUUCAAAAUAUUCAAAAACCAAUUGUUCACACUAAAAAUCAAUUUAAAUAUCGUGUUAAUGACUAUGCUCAUGGUUGUAAUGCUGUAAUUGCCGUAAUUUCAAAUACUGGUUAUGAUAUGGAAGAUGCUAUGAUUAUUAAUAAAUCAGCCUAUGAACGUGGUUUUGGUCAUGGUUCAGUUUACAAGAAUGAAUAUAUAGAUUUAGAUGAAGGUCUCAGUCGUUUUGAAUCAAAGAAAACUUUCUUUGGUCGUCCUAACUCAAGUGUUGAUAAUUUAGGCGAUUUUAUUGAUGUAGAUGGUUUACCAUUUGUAGGUCGUCUUAUUAAACCUGGAGAACCAUACUACACUUAUAUUCGUCCAAGCGAUGGUAAACAAGUUGUUAAAGAUUAUAAAGGUAAAGAAGAAGCAUAUAUCGAAGAGGUUCGUAUUUUAUUUGCAAGUGGUGGUACAGGUCGUGAGCCAUCUAAAAUUAAUAAUAUUUGUGUUAAACUCCGUUACAACCGUAAUCCAGUUAUUGGUGAUAAGUUUUCAUCACGUCAUGGUCAAAAGGGUGUUCUUUCUCAAUUAUGGCCAGAAGUUAACAUGCCAUUCACUGAAAGUGGUAUGAAACCAGAUGUUAUUAUUAAUCCAAAUGCUUUCCCAUCCCGUAUGACUAUUGGUAUGUUAGUCGAAAUUCUUGCUGGUAAAGCUGGUGCCAUUCAUGGUAAAUUCCAAGAUGCAACUGCCUUCCAAUUUGACGAAAAGAAUACAGCAAUCGAUUUCUUUGGUGAACAAUUAUCUAAAUCUGGUUUUAAUCGUUUCGGUAAUGAAACUAUGUACAGUGGUACUACUGGUAAAGAAUUUGAAGCUGAAAUCUUCUUUGGUGUUUGUUAUUAUCAACGUCUUCGUCACAUGGUUAAAGAUAAAUAUCAAGUAAGAGCUCUUGGUAAAGUUAAUGCAUUAACUCGUCAACCAAUCAAGGGUCGUAAAGUUGGUGGUGGUAUUCGUUUCGGUGAAAUGGAACGUGACAGUCUUUUAGCUCAUGGUGCCUCCUUCUGUCUUAAUGAUCGUCUUAUGAAAUCAUCCGAUUUUGCUAAAAUUAAAGUUUGUAAAUUAUGUGGUUCAACUCUCACUAUUUAUUCCAAAAAAGAUUAUUCCAACCAAACUGUUUCAGAAUGUAAAGCUUGUAAAUCAACUGAUUCAAUUUCAAUAGUUUCAAUACCAUAUGUUUUUACUUAUUUAGUUGCUGAAUUAGCUGCUGUUAAUAUAACAAUGAAAUUAACUGUUAAUUAA